AUGGUCACCGACGUGGGCUUGACGCCCCUCGUCAGGGAGCUGCGUAACUGGUCCAAGGAGGUCGCUGUGAAGGACCUUGCCGUGCCUGCGACAGAGUGGGUGAAAUGGCGGGGUGAGCUCGCCACUCUCUGCGGUCAGCAGGCGAGGGACAAAUCUGCCACAGUGGGGUUCUUGGGGCACAUCGCCCAGAGCCCAGAAGCACCGACGCCGAAGCGCAGGAAGGUCAUUGUGAAGAGCAGUCCCGUGGUCCUCUCAGCAAAGGGCAUUGUUACCACCUCGGUCGAGACCGUCGAGACCGAGACCGCCUUGGCAGCAGACGCCCCCGCGCCGACCACUCCCAACCCCAAGGCGUCCAUGGAGGCUGGGGCUGCCGACGCAGCCGCCGUGGUCCCCGCGGACGGGACUGCGCCUCAGGGGCCUCCUAGCGUUGUUGAGGUGGCCACUCAGCAGGUGAUGCUUCACGACGCCAUCGCCGCGUGGCAGUCGCCUGAGAUGGGCCCAGCCACAGGGCCAGUGGUGCGCCUCUUCAUGCUGGAGCUGGAAGCUUGGAUUUUCAAGUUGACUAUCGCCAGUGCAGGCUCUGGAAUUGAUGAUGAUUUAGCGCCAGACAUCGGCCUCGAGAAGAUUCGCCUGCGGUCUGCCACUGACGCUAAGGUACUCACGCUGACCGACCGGUGCGCUCCAGUUACGUUGAGCUUUGCUGGGCGUGUAACGCGUUGCCCUAAGAAGGGUGCGCUUCAUGUUUGUUCGCAGUUUGGCAUGGACUUCUACUUGGUCCCAGAGGAGACGUCCGACCUGGCCGCCUCGGAUACGUUCCUGCCGGCGCGGGCUGUGCCAGAGAAGAAGGGCAAGAACAGCGCGUCCAUGGAGUUGGCGUCCAGGGAGCGCACCUUCACCUUCACGUACAGGACCCUACUGAAGCCUGAGAUCAUCAACACCGCGGUCGCCCUUUGGUCGUUGACCCGUGCUCCCGACCAGCACGGCGGGGCCGACGGCUCGAUCGAGCUGACGCGCGAUCCCUUCCCAGCUGGCUCGACGACCGUGCAGGCCAUCCCCACGCCUGCGCAGCUUCGCAGGCAGCAGGCUUCUGCCGCGGGCGCGGCGCUCAGGGUGCCGCCCCAGUGGACGUCGUGCAAGUUUUUGUUCCAGUGA
This is a messenger RNA of Prorocentrum cordatum, 1152 nucleotides long. Lineage: Eukaryota; Dinophyceae; Prorocentrales; Prorocentraceae. The record is from the annotation of a GenBank genome assembly.